CAGAUUCGCAACGACAACGGCCGACAACGACAAUUAGGAACGAAGGGACGGGGACGGGUCAGCGAGCAAUUAGGAGCUCAUCAAUUCGCAGUUGUAUUAAAUAAAUUAGCAACGAAACCAAAAACGUGUAACGAAUAUAUCCCGAGCAUAAAUAAUAAAUUAAACAGCGUUGUAAACUAUGUUUAGCGAAUAAAUAGAGCAAAUGCAUACAAAUACUUUGCUAACGAAAUUCUGAAAUCCUCAAUCUAAUAUGGCCUUCAGGCCCAUCGAACACUGAAGUGAACCGGACAACCGAAAGCCCAAAAAUCUCGAAGUAUACCAAACUACGACCUUGAAAACAAAUCAAAACAAAACAAAAACAAAUAUAUUGAGACUAGUCAUCGUUCAUACAACAACGAAUCCCAGUUAAAACAGUGCAAAAAAACCGAAAAGUAUUAUUUAUUGAAAACAACGCCCCUACAAAAAAAUACCGAAUUUAUAAUCUAGACAUACAGCUAAGCACAUAUAUGUACAUAUGUAAGUGAGAAAUUGUGGGCGUUCUUCUCUCUCAGUGCCACUUAAAAAACCGAUAAUAAUAAUAAUUAAGUAGAAAUUAAAAUCCACCAAGAAAUUGUCGGUGGCAUGUAUUAUCAGACAAGGCCAAAAUGUUCGCGCCACGGAAUUCAUCGCCAGUUGCCAUAUAUGGCAAGGAGGAUUUAGCUGCCUAUGAGAUAAAACUCAAAAGAGUCUUGGGACUGACUGUUUGCAGCAAUGCGGCACUCGAUGUGUCGCCUGUCAGCGGCCUGCUGGCCUAUCCAGCGGGAUGCACUGUGGUCCUGUUCAAUGCCAAACGUCACACACAGGCCUAUCUGGUCAAUACCUCCCGCAAAGCAUUCACAUCCGUGGCCUUCUCGCGCUGCGGCCGUUACGUGGCCACGGGCGAGUGUGGCAUCAAUCCCGCCAUCAAAGUUUGGGAGCUGGAGACGCCCAAUGGCAAUCUGGAAAACUGCAGCGGCGGCAGCGUUGUUGCCGAGUUUGUGGAUCACAAAUACGCCGUUACCUGUGUGGCAUUUUCGCCCACGGGCAAGUACCUGGUGUCGGUGGGCUCCCAGCACGACAUGAUUGUCAACGUGUUUGACUGGCGCGCCAAUCUUAAAAUGGCCUCCAACAAGAUAAGCUCCAAGGUGGCAGCCGUUUGCUUUGCUGAAGAUGGAAGUUACUUUGUCACCGUGGGCAAUCGUCAUGUCAAAUAUUGGUACUUGGAGGGUGGACGCAAGUACAAAGAUCCGAUCCCGCUUAUGGGCCGCAGCGCUAUUCUGGGCGAUCUUCGCGACAAUGACUUUUGCGCCGUCGCCUGCGGCAAGGGCAUCUGCUCAGAAAGCACCUACGCCAUCACACGGCAGGGACACCUGGUCGAGUUCAGCUCGCGGCGGCUGCUCGACAAGUGGGUGCAGUGCCGCACCAGCAACGCCAAUUGCAUCUGCGUCAACGAACGGUUUAUACUCGUCGGCUGUGCCGAGUCCAUCAUACGCAUCUUUAAUGCAGCCACCUUGGAGUACGUGACGACCCUGCCGAGAACACAUUACCUGGGCGUAGAUGUGUCCCAGGGUAUUCAGAUCAACCAUAUUAUGUCUGUGCCUCAGCAUGCCAAGUUUCCCGAUUGUAUUGCCAUGGUUUUUGACGAGCAGCGUUCCAAGGUCAGCUGCGUCUACAACGAUCACUCGCUGUACAUCUGGGAUUUGCGCGAUAUAUCGCGCGUGGGCAAAUCUCACUCAUUCCUGUAUCACUCCACGUGCAUUUGGGGCGUGGAGACUGUGCCAUAUAACGUGGAGCGCGAGGCUUCGCAGACGUUGCCAGAGGAUUGUUUUGUUACCUGCUCGUCGGACGACACGAUACGCGUGUGGGGCUUAGAGAGUUGUGCCAACAAUGAGAUAUAUCGCAAGAAUAUAUAUUCCAAAGAGUUACUCAAGAUCAUCUACAGCGACGAGGAUUUGCAGUACAUCAAGGACCAGGGCUCCUCGCUCUUCGACAAGGCCGGCAACUCAAGCUACGAUGGCCGAAACGGCGUCCGCUGCAUUAAAAUCAGCCCAGAGCUACAGCAUCUGGCGAGCGGCGAUCGCUGUGGCAACAUACGCGUCUACAGUCUGGUUAACCUCAAGCUGUUGACCACCAUAGAGGCCCACGAGUCCGAAGUGCUCUGCCUGGAGUACUCCAAUGAGAAGAUUGAACGCAAGCUGCUCGCCAGCGCCAGUCGCGACCGGCUCAUCCACGUGUUUGACGUCUCGCAGAACUACCUGCUGCUGCAGACAUUAGAUGAUCACAGCUCCUCCAUCACUUCCAUUAAAUUUGUGGGCGCUGGACUCAACUUUCAGAUGAUCAGCUGCGGGGCAGACAAGUCUAUUAUGUUUAGAAGCUUUCAGGGUAACAUCUUUAUGCGCGGCACAAACACCUCUGGCAAGACAACGCUCUACGACAUGGAGGUAGACUCGAACGCCAAGCACAUUUUGACCGCGUGCCAGGACCGGAAUGUUCGCGUCUACGGCACUCAGAACGCGAAGCAAACGAAAACCUUUAAAGGCUCCCACUCGGACGAGGGUAGCUUGAUUAAACUGAGCCUGGAUCCGAGCGGCAUUUACGUGGCCACCUCCUGCACGGACAAGACGCUCGCCGUCUACGAUUACUACUCCAGCGAGUGCAUGGCGCGCAUGUACGGACACAGCGAGCUGGUUACGGGCCUCAAGUUCACCAACGACUGCCGGCACCUCAUCUCGGCCAGCGGCGACGGCUGCAUAUUCAUCUGGCAGGUGCCGCACGACAUGAUUGUCACCAUGCAGGCGCGCAUGUCCCAGCAGCGACUGCGCUCCGGCAUCGCUCCGUUGCAGCGACCACUGGCGCCCAUAUCGCCGCCCGAUGCUAUUGUGGUCGAGUCUCCGAGCAGCGAGCUUGAGCACCAGCAGCUAGCUCCCAAGUUCGCAGUAGCUGAAGAGACGCAGCCCAAUCGCCAUGCCUACAGGCUGUCCGACGUGGGCCAGCUGCCGCAGUGGGCCAUGCGCAAGGCGGCAGAAUCGGAGAGCGGCGCGUUGUCCAUACCAACGCCUGUUGUCGGCGGCUUGUCGUCUGCGACCAUACAUGCGGCGUCAUCCAUGGGCAACCUUAGCUCAUCGCCCAGUCAACAGUUGGGCGUGGCAGCACCCCGCGCUCGUGGACGCUGGGCCCAGCGCAGCAGUCAACUGGAGUCGGAGGAUCUGCGCUCGAAUUCCGAGAGCCCGCUGGGCACAGUCUCUUCCGUGGGCGGCCAUAAUAUACAAACCUCCGACUACAAUAGCGCUUCCUCCAAGGACAUCAUGUACAAUCAGACGUACCUAAGCGAGGACUCCUCCAUUGACUCGGGCAUGGAGACGCGACGGGAUCUUAAGUUCGUUGGCAGCAACAACAAUGGCACCAUCUCCAACAUCUCAACCACCAACUCCAGCACAAAUGCUCCGGCUACGGGCGUUGGUCAACAGCGCUUGCUCCUCGACAAACGCAAGCCCGGAAUGCGCUUCGACACGCACACUCACGAUCACGAUGGCGAUGUUGAGGAUAUCUCGGAUGGCGAACGAACCAGCUCGGAUCACGGCAUGUUCUACAACAAUCUGGCACCCAGCACGCCAACCGACUUCAAGGUGACCGCCAUGAACGAGGAGGAACUACGAAAGUCGGUGCGCCGCCAGAAGUUCGAAAAAACCGGACUCCAAUUGGCCCCAGCCAGUAACAACGGCAGCUCCCACACGGCGAGUACCGGAACUGGAACAGGAACAUCGGACACAGAGGACGAGGGCUCGACGCCCAGCGCUGAAAAUGCCGAGCGCUCGUUGGCCUCAACGUUGGGUGGCAGCUCCGAGAACUUGCCACAGACCAGCAAUAGCUUUCUGCAUGCGGCACUGCCUGAAGGCCCUGGCACGUUGCUGGAGCGCGGCACAAGCAGCCGUCGCAGCAUCAGCGCCAAGCACAACACGGAGAGCGGGAAGGGCGUGUCAGCGGCGCCGACCAUCACAAAGUCAUAUACAAGCACCAAGAAAGAGGAGUUACUUCAGGUCAUCAACAAGGUCAAGCAGCAGCUGGAGAAUGUCGGCCAUAGACCCCUGCGAGGCAGCCAUAGCAUUUCGGAUCUAAGCCUUGCGGGAAACUUUGAUGGAUCGCGCAGUUCCGGCCCGAUGCGCUACACGAAGCCAGUUGAUUCCCACGAUACUUCACAGUACAUUAGGUCCACUACCUCAUCCAUUACCACCGCAUCGCCUCAGCAGCUUCCGCCUUCACAACAACAACAACAACAACAGCACGCUCAGCAUUAUGGCUGCUCUGUGCAGCACUUCUUUAACAGCGCCGCCUCCAGGACGAAACUACAACAGAACUUUCAAACCAUGCGUCAAGUGCAGCAACAUUAUCCGCCCUAUCCGCAUCACGUGGGCGUUCAUCAGAUACACCCGCCACCGGGCGUUCCAUUUGGCCACAGCAACGCCGGCUACGUGUCCGGCAGGUCGGCAGCAGCAGCGAGACAAGCCACAGCGAAAACCACGCCCCGGCUGAGCGCAGCCAAGCGCAAUCCGGCGGGCAACAAUCGGCGUACCCCAAGCAUUCUCAAGCAUUACAAAUCGUGUCCAGUCUCGCCGGUGCACGAGGAGGUGGAGUGGUCGGCAGAAGCGGAGCGGGUCGCGCCUGCUGAGCCAAAGCGACACUCGGUCUACGCGGACGACGCACGCACAAUUCUGGACAUGAUUCACGCGGACACCGAAAAGAUGAUCGAUGAAAUAACGCGCAAGUACGGCGAUCUUGAUGAACCAUCUAGAUAUGCUGUUCUUCCCGCUUCCUGCUCCGUGCCGGCCAAUCUGCGUGCCCUGGACUCCACCAGCGAGUCCACGCCGACGGCGACUCCACCACGCGCCCAAUACUAUGUCUACCGAGAAAUCUAUCAGUGCGAGCGGAAAGUGUCGCUGUCAGAUAUUCUAAAGCCAGAGCAGUUUACUGAGACGCAGCAGCGCCUCGAGGAGGCUCGCUUCCUAGAGACACAGCGCCACUCCAGUGCCAGCUUCUUCCUGAGCAGCUCCGGCCAGCUGCCGCACGAGCACAGCCAGGAGUCGCUGCUCUCAGACGGCGGCAGCUACUGCAACAGUCUUGAGAGCGUCCUCUCCGACGAAAGCGACUGCAAGAGUGCUCCCCUUGAACCGGCUCUCGACCAGCAGCGGCCCCUGCAAGCGAUGCAGUGCCACGCUGGCAUACGCAACUUUAUUCUGCACGGUCCCGUCUCCAAGUCGUACGGCAACAGUCCCAAUGCCUACGGCAGCUUUGACUACUAUAUGCGCCAGCAGACAGCCGCCGCUGCGGCGGCUACUUACGACAGCUUCGAUGUCACCGGCUACAACCUGAAGCCGCUGAAGCCACUGCCCAGCUCGAAAACAUACCCUCGUCUAGCCUCGGUUCCAACGGGAACUGCCGCCGUGGAGCAUAUUCCCACAAUGCGAUCCAAGAACAAGCAAUACAAUUCCGGAGUAAACAAGAGUCUCAGCACUGACUUUGCCCAGCAGCGGCAGCAGCGCAACUCAAAUCCCCUGUCUCAGUCUCACAAUCCAGUCUCGCAGCCCAGUCACCAUGCCCCAUCCCCAUCGCAAUCCCAAUGCCAAACACCUGCUCGUCCCAAUAGCCAGCUGCUGUUUGUGCGCAAGCAACUCAAGCCGAAGCCUCCGAUACCGGCGAAACCUCACAAUCUGGUGUCCACGCUCACAUGCAAUGUUGAAAAAAGUCAGCCCUGUGUGGGCACCUCCAGGACGGCCACGGUGGUGCGUCAGUUCGAGCACAAUCUGCUCAAGUUUGAGCGCGAGAAGCAGCGCACCCAGCAGCGCCCGUUGCCGGCGAUGAGAUACUCGGUGAGCAGCGGCGCGCUGGCUACGCCCAGCAGCUGCCUGAAGAAGGUGUCUCGCUUCGACACCAGCGAGAGCAGCCGACGCGCCACCAGCGUGCGCCAGAAAUCCCGACCCAAGAUCAGCGUCCGUUUCAAUACCGUGUCGCAAAUAAAGUACACCCCCAGCGCGAAGCGGGAGCGCGCCAGCCUCAACGAUGUCAACAGCAAUGAGAUUGAGUCGGAGGCGCUAGAGGCGCCGCUCGUGGGCAGUCUGCCCAGCGACUACGGGGGCGAGCGCAGUUUUGAGAUGUACUUCGCAGAGAACGGCAAUGCGCCGGAGAAUUUGGAGAAUAUGGAGAAUAUGCAAAGCUUGAAGCUGUACAAGAAGCCCCAACUGCAGGCGGUAGUCGAUGACAUUCAACAGGAGCGCGCCAAGCACAAAAAGAACAUGGACAAUGUGGUGCGCUCCGGUGGUGGCAAUUCCACCAGUCAUCAGUGCCAGAACAUUGCCGAGAAGAUAGACAUCAUUGAGAAGCUGAUCGCCAUGGAGGAGCGCAAAAUAGAGCAGAUACGAAAGGCCACUGAGACCCGCUUGCGUCCCUUUGCCUGCAAUUCGAAGCAAAAGGGCUACGUCAAGAGUCUGACUAUGAACUUUGACAUGCUGGCGCGUGCCCAGGACCAGCAUAAUCUGCAGCUGGGGGAGCAUAUGCCCGCCACAGAUGCCGAUCUGUGUGCCUAUGCGCGUCACAUCCGCAGGAACUGCAGCCUGCCGGACGUACUGGAGAGCUCCGACUUUGGCUAUCACCGUGCCCACAGCAAUGGUAACGACGUGGAGCUGGCCAAGGAAGUGAUUGCCGACGAUGACACCCAACAAUGUGUUCAUCUCGACUCCGACAGCGAGCAAAUGGACGCCACCCCGAUUAAUAACCGUGUACGCCUACUUACAGGUAAUCCCAAACUGAUCAAUCCCAUCCCCAUUGAGGAGUCGUCGAUUCGUCGCGCCUGCUCGCUGAGUGAUCUGCAUAUGGGAAACUUUGGCAAGCCCAGCAAGUCCAAUGGCACUCCUCAAAAGCCCACGGCUCAGCAUCGGAACGGCAACAUCGCCCGAUCGGCCAGCAAACGCAACAGUCUGCAGGGAAAAUCGGGCCUAGGCGCCUCCAGCAACUCCAUGAACGUGCUCAAUCAGGUCAGCGACUCGGAGACAGAAGACAUCAAUCGAUUGCGCAGUGCCAACAACGGACAAGGUCGUAACAAUGGAGCUGUCGCCGCCUCUCGACAGUACAGCAACAAAAUCACGAACGCCAACAGCAAUCGACGCAAAGCGCCCAACUUCAACAGUGGCACAGCACUGCAAGAUGACUCCAGUUCGGAGGAAACACCCAACAUCGCCGCCGGCAACAAGCCGGUUGUGCCGCCCAGACCUCGAAAUUUGGGAUUCGAUCACAAGAGCAAACUGAACAGCAAUACUCCAACCACUGCAGCCAAGCAGAGAGUCGGCGGACUUGAUGACUACGAGGCCGCUGAUUCCGAGGCGCAGGUACACAAUGUGAUCAACAAGCUUUACACGACUACGCAGACUGCAAUGCAGCUGCACGCGAAUCUGAAGAAUUCGUUGUUGCUAAAGGAACUGGAAAAUGCUGUGAUUAUGUCUCGUAAUAUGCUUGGCAGUAUAACUCACAAUCGGCAAACUGAGAAGGCGCCCUCGAGUCAAAGCUACAAUCAUAGCGGGGGAGGAGCUGAGAUCGGAGACGGGCUCAAUCGUGAGCAGAUAUCAGCCACAGGCAAUCUGGAGAAUGGCCAAUACCUUAUGAUGGUCAAUAACUGUGCCGAUCUGCUAAGCAAUUUACGCACCAAGCACAAACCCGACGACUGUGAGAAUAACUCCUAGUGUGUAGCGCUUAUACUACUUGUUAGGUUAACAAUAAAUGGCAACUAAAUGGGUUAAAACAAACUAAUAUUUAUUAAAUCUAAUUAUCUAAAUCACUAAACUGGCAAAUGGCAGAGAUAAGCAACAAAACUAAAAUCAGAUCCAACUUAUUUCUAAUUGAUAUUCAUUAAUAGUUAUUGUAAAGAUCUAAUUUGUUUUUAGUCAAGCUUUGUAGCUCUUAAGUAUUUGCGUAUUUGUGAGCGUGCAUUUCUUUUU
Messenger RNA from Drosophila montana, 8000 nucleotides. It is a transcript of the gene Wdr62, whose product is annotated as WD repeat domain 62. The record is from RefSeq and is a predicted model, not a curated record. Gene Ontology annotation, molecular function: protein binding. Gene Ontology annotation, cellular component: mitotic spindle. Lineage: Eukaryota; Metazoa; Arthropoda; Insecta; Diptera; Drosophilidae. Gene Ontology annotation, biological process: centriole replication. The transcript is spliced from 18 exons. Bases 645 to 7745 code for a protein of 2366 amino acids.